GUGGUUCUAAGGUCCGUAUAUGUAAUUAGUGUUGAAACACGGGCUUGUCACGUUUUCGUACUAAAGCCGUGGAUGAUGGCAUGAAUCGCCUUCAAAUCCUCGUUGAAGAGCGAGGUAUGGCUGCUGUCUCGGGGGCGGAGAAUCCGGGUGAUGAUGUAGAGGAGGAGGCGCUUGUCCGGUGGGGCCGAGUGAAUCGUCGGUGCGCCGCUGUGGCGGAUGAGGUUGGUGAUCCCAAGCUCUCAGAUGACCACCGCCUCGUUGUUGAGGAUCCAAUCAUCGCCGUCAUAUGUUGCGAUGUCGUCACCGCGGAUGGGCAGCUCUGCGACCCGAGCAAAGGUAGGCAAAUCAAUCUCUAUGUCGUAGAGAUUGAUGCUGCUGCGAAUGGUGUCCCCGUCACGGCGGAGAUUGGAGUAGAAAGCCCAGACGAAGGCGGGAUUGAAGCUCGAGCGGCUCUUGGAGACGAAUGGCCACAAACCCGACGCUUGGAGUUGGUUGUCGAGGUCGUGGUACCCUUUGUCUUGGGGAAACAACUCCGGGAGCACGCGAGGUGGAGAGAUCGGGCGCUUGGCAAAGCCGUGGUUAAGGCAAAAACCACAGGCUUUUGGCUAACCACCCACCCAGCGAUGGGAAGAACAUCCCAUCGAUGGGUAAGUAGCCCCUUAGCCAAACCAACUUCCAGAACCAUGCCAAACAGCGAUGGGAAGCUCUACCCAUUGCUGUUCAAGCCUUGGUCCAACAUUAUCACAAGGCAGAAUGCCCUUACUCAGCGAUGGGAAGCUUUACCCAUCGAUGGGAACCCAGCGAUGGGAAGGCUAAACCAUCGAUGGGAAGGCAUGACCAUUGGAAGUCAUUUAAGGAAAGGUAUUUUCCUUCGGGUUGAAGUCUUGGAGUGCGGUAUCUCCGAGCAAGUGUUGUUGGGGCUCGUGGGACUCGAGUUCUCAGGUUGUAACGGUUUGUUAAGCACCCAGGUGCCGAUGAAGAAAGUCGGAGACAAGUUGAUCCCCAAGACCGAAGACGAGUUUGAUGCCGAGGACAUCAAAAAGGUCGAGAAUUACGCAAAGGCAAUAAACAUGCUUUAUUGUGCCGUAAAUCCUGACGACUAUCGCAAGAUCUCCUGCUGCUCAACCGCCAAGGAGAUGUGGGAUAAACUUGAGGUGACGUACGAAGGAACGGACCAAGUACGUGAAGCCAAGAUUGACUUCCUCACCCAAGAAUAUGAGAUGUUUAGGAUGAAGGAGCACGUGAAGAUUGACGACAUGUUCGACCGAUUUUCCAAGAUAGUCAACGAUCUUCUUGCAUUGAAGAGGACUUACACCGACAGGGAUCUUGUACGAAAGAUCCUACGGAGCUUGACAUCCGAAUGGCGAUCUAAGGCCGAUGCCAUCUAUGAGUCAAUCGGCACAUCAAAUGUCACCAUCGACGGUUUAAGAGCCUUCAAAGAACCAACGAUGAAUGACUCAAGCGACGAUGAUGAAGUCAAGCUUGUCAUGAAGAGGUUUUGCAAAUUUCUAAGAAAGAAAGAAAAGGUUGAGGAUGGCCCUGUGUGCUAUGGAUGUGGUGAAGCCGGGAACAUCAAGAACAAAUGCCCGAGAAACGGAAGGAACACUCGACACUUCAAAAGGCAAAGGGCGUAUAUCUCUUGGGGUGGAGACUCCGGCGACGAGUCAACCGACCAAGAUCUCCUACUUCAACGGUUGGAGACAGAGUACCGUGUGCUUCUGGUUUGGCUGCUACAUGUUCUCCAUACAUGGUAAAGAAGGCUGAGAAUCACUUUUGAAGAAAUGCAAGAAGCACUUCACGAACUUUAUGAUGAAUUUGUUAGCGCUUCUAAACUGAACAAAUCGUUAAAGAAACGCCUUUCCACUCU
Molecule: messenger RNA, 1867 nt
Organism: Cuscuta campestris
Lineage: Eukaryota; Viridiplantae; Streptophyta; Magnoliopsida; Solanales; Convolvulaceae
Source: the annotation of a GenBank genome assembly